AGUUAGUUAGUUAGUUAGUUAGAGUUGUGUUGGCUACAGUGCACAAUCAACAUACAAUCAAGAUACUACAAAUUCACAAACCAACAUAACACAAUUCUGUCUGUGGCCAUUUGAUUUUGAUUUGUUACCACCUAUCUAUCAUAUAAUAAUAAUAAUCAAAGUUAUGCCAACGAUAUCGGCUGAUGUAAAUCAAAAUACUGUCAGUGUGACAACAUUACAACAAAGUAAAUACAUUACUAAUUUACAAUUAAUUACAUCAGCAGAAAUUGUCACUACAUUGACUACACCAACAAAUAAUUCUACAAUGUCUACUACUGUAAAUGAUGAUCAUCAUAUUCUGUUAGAGAAACAAGAAAAUCCUCCUACUACAUGCACUACCAUCUCUUCUUCGACAACUGAAGCUGCCAUUGUGAAUUUACUUGAACGUACAAAAUAUGCUUAUACACAAGAGAAUGGUCAACGACGUUAUGGACCACCACCAAAUUGGCAAUGUGAAGCACCACCAAGAGGUUGUGAAGUAUUUAUUGGGAAAAUUCCACGAGAUUGUUUUGAAGAUGAACUUAUCCCUGUAUUUGAACAAAUUGGUCCAAUCUAUAUGUUUCGAUUGAUGAUGGAAUUGAAUGGAAUUAAUCGAGGCUAUGGUUUUUGUAUUUAUACUAAUCGGGAGGAUACAAAACGUGCAGUACAAGAAUUGAAUAAUUAUGAAAUUCGUAAAGGCAAAACAAUUGGUGUAUGUUUGAGUGUAGAUAAUUGUCGUCUAUUUGUUGGUGGUAUCCCAAAAAAUAAAACAAGAGAAGAAAUUUUAACUGAAAUGAAACGAGUCACAGAUGGAGUUAAAGAUGUUAUCUCUUAUCCUAGCGUGACGGAUAAAACAAAAAAUCGUGGAUUCGCAUUCAUUGAAUAUAGUAGUCAUAAAGCAGCUGCUAUGGCUAGACGUAAACUACUACCGGGACAUAUACAUUUAUGGGGUCAUCAGAUAGCUGUCGAUUGGGCUGAACCAGAAAGGGAGGUGAAUGAGGAUAUCAUGUCAAAAGUAAAAAUUUUAUAUGUGCGCAAUUUAAUGUUAUCAACUACAGAAGAAAGUCUACGAGAUUCAUUUAUUAAAGCUGCCGGUGGUGAUCCGAAUAGUGUUGAAAGAGUAAAGAAGAUUAGUGAUUAUGCAUUUAUACACUUUAGAGAACGUGAACAAGCUUUACAAUGUUUGCAUACUUUAAAUGAUACUUAUAUUGAUGGUUCCAAGAUCGAAGUAACAUGGGCAAAACCAGUUGACAAGAAUGAAUUGAACACACGACAACAACCUUCUCGUACACCUGGAAGAUUAAUAAAUGAAUUAAUUCUUUCAAAUGAUCAGAAUAUGAUUUCUGCAGCGACAGCUGUUGUAGCAGCUGGAGGAAUACUGCCUCAGUUGGAGUCAACUUCACCAUUUUUCUUACCGUCUACUGCACAAGGUACACCUAUGGCAACGGAUCUUUUGCCGACUAAUUCAAAUAUAAUAAAUUCUGGACGUACUGAUAUUAAUCUUGGCAGUCCUAGUGGUAUAAAACUGAAUAAUUGUUCAAGAACGACGGGUCGAAGAAAUGCAGCUGGUAGUCGAAGUGCUGGAGCACAAAAAGAUCGUAAACAUCCUGUAGAAAAAUUACAGCAACGUCAGUUGAAUCCGUUGGCUUUAUUAGAGAAUUUAAACGACUUAUGUCUACGUGAUGGUCUUGGUUCACCGAUAUGCAGUGCCAUACCAGUUGAUUUUAUCGAUUCAACGACAGGAAAUAAAGUUCAAUUAUUUAUUGGACAGGUUUAUAUACCACAAUUGCAAUUCCGAUGCAAUACAACUCGUUAUUAUUUAACAGCUACUGAAGCUAAACUGGGUGCUUCAGAAAUAGCUAUUCAAAAUCUUCCAUUUAAUCUUUUCAAUUUGAAUGAAGCAUUUGCAGCUAAUUAUACUCUACCAAUUAAUCCAAGUGUAAUGCAUACAAAUGCAGCAUUUAUACCAUUACCUUUAUCAAACAAUUUACCAAAUACAUCAACAACAUUAAAUUUAUUACAAUCACAUCAAACCAAUAUGUUACAAUUAUCUGGUAAUUCAAAUUUUCCUAUCAAUAAUACUCAUGGUGGUGGUCUAAGCACAAUGACAGGGAAUUUGACUAAUAAUAAUAAUAAUAAUCAAACAAGCAAUACUCAUCAUCAUCAUUUACCAAAUGAAUGUUCCACUGGAACAUUGAUCAAUAAUGGAUUUGAUUAUUCCACACAAUUAUUUUCCACUGGGACAUUAGGCAAUAAUGGAAUUAUCAAUGCAACAUUUAAUAAUCAACCCACAUAUUAUUUUGAUCCAAAUUCUAUAUCAACUGCAGCAGCUGCCGCUGCGGCUGCUGCUGCUGCUGCUUCAACUAUGUUAGUUGGACCGAAUGGAUUAGAUCGAGCGAACAGUUCAGCUAUGCCACAAAUUAUUGGAUUACAACAAUCAUUAAAUAAUUGUAAUAAUGAAUUAGGACAAAGUUGUUCAUCUUCUUCUACAAUUGGACAAUCAUCAUUGAACAAUUCAAUGCCACCAUUAGCUGGUUUAUAUAAUCUAGGCUUACAAAUACCAUUAAUUUCAACAUCCACUCUAUCACAAACACAACCAACAAUUAAUUCCACUUCACAAACAACAACUGUUAUGAAUUUAUUGAAUAAUCAUCCAUCAUAUACAAAUCCUGUUUCAGCAGUACUUAAUAGUAAUUUAUCAGUUACACAAUCAAUGGAUGAACAAAAUUCACAAAUCACUUUAUUUGGUACAAGUUGAGAACUGAGCUAUAUGAGAAUCUAGGCGUUAUUCGAAUAUGAUGAUGAUGAUGAUUUCAAGUUUUCUCCAGUUUGCACUACAUAGAUGCAUACAUGUAAUGACUGUAUUUUUUUCUCUUUCCGACUAACAUUUCAUGAAAUUCACGAAUAGUGUGUGUGUGUGCACGUGUGUGUAAGUGUGUUGUGUGUGUCAUUCUAUUUUUUUCUGAGUUUUUGAACGAACAAUGUAAAUUCCAAAAUACCAAAUAUUUUUCUAACAUAUAGACAAUUUUUUUUUCUCAUUUAUUUCUUCAUGAAAAACAAAAAAGACAAACACAUUUUUUCAGUUUGGUUAUUAUUAAUUAUCUUGCUUUAUCUUGGUUGGACUUAGGUUUUUGCUUCUAAUAAUAAUAAUAAUAAUAAUUCUUUUUUUGUCUACCCGCGUAAAAUUGCUGCUCAUUAUUUUGUUUCUUUAUUUUAUUUUAUUUUACUAUUCUAUUUUUUUUUGAUGAAAUCUUUUUGAAGACGAAUUAUUAUUUUCAAAAUCAUCAUUCUAGACAAACAAACAGUUGUGUAAUUGGAAUUUUGCGAAAAAAAACAAUAUAUAUAUAUAUUUUUUUUUUCUGACAACAUAUAUAUUUCAUUCAUUCAUUCAUAGGCCAAAUAUUAUAUAUGAAUAAAAAUACAUUUUUACAUACUGUCAAGUUAACUAAAUAACACAUUCAAAUGGUACUAUACUAUACUACACAAUUGAGCACACUGAUAGAAUUGACAAAAACUCUACUACUUAAUAGAACAAAACGCACAAAUACUAACAUCUAUUUAUUUUUUUUUUCUUGUGAAGUAAAUGAAACACUACUAAACUGAAAAAAACAAACAACGAAACGAAAAAUGUUUAUUUCAUAAUCAUAUUGAUGACUUCUAUAUGUGUGAGAGUGUGUGUGAGUGAGACGACAUUGUUUUGUUUUUUUUUCUCAAUAAAUCUGUUAGUCAUUUUCAUCUUGUCAUCUAUCUUAACAAAAAAAAAAGGGAACGUAAUCUGUAUUUGGUUUGGGUUAUUUCUCCAUUACACACACACACCUUCAUUUUUUUUCUUUCUUCAUCAGUCACAUUUGUUGUAAAAAUAAAAAAAGUUUUAAGCAUAAAACAACAUUGUCAUUUAGUAGUUAUCUCUACUUUCUUACUUUUUUUUCUCUCAAAAUGUACUUUAUGUGUGUAGGUGAAUGUUUUCUUGUGUGUCUUCAUAUAUCAUAUAUAUAUACAUAUAUUGCGCAGAAUAUCGAUUGUUUCAAAAUACUAUUUUUUCAUCAGUGUUUUCUCUUUAUUAUUUUUUUUUU
This is a messenger RNA of Schistosoma turkestanicum, 4091 nucleotides long. The record is from the annotation of a GenBank genome assembly. NCBI's taxonomy places the organism in Eukaryota, Metazoa, Platyhelminthes, Trematoda, Strigeidida, Schistosomatidae.